Molecule: messenger RNA, 834 nt
Organism: Nematocida major
Lineage: Eukaryota; Fungi; Microsporidia
Exons: 1
Coding region: 1-834 (277 amino acids)
Source: RefSeq, a predicted model, not a curated record
AUGCGAGAGUGCAGGGGAAGCAGAAAGAGCGCCCGGGAGGAGGCAGGAAAAUGUCCAGGCCAGGAAAAAGCGCAGGAGACUGCGGAGGGUGCGGGGAGUGCCCCUGGGAAAGAUCACGGCGGGAGAGGGCCGCAUCUGGGAGAAGCUGGGGCCGCUCUGGAAACGGCCGGAGACGCUGAGAGGGCGGAGUCUGAAGAGUUUGGCGACUUCAACGCUCUUGUAGAGAGAGAGGAGGGAAAUGUGUCGGAGAGUGCCCCCGAGGAUGCAGGGAGCGACUUGGAGUCGGGCGCAGACGAGCUUCUCCGGCUCGAGGACUUCAACAGAGCCCAGGCGGAGAAAGCCAAAAAAUCAGUCGCUGCUGCAGACUUAACAAGCACGUACAGAGUCCUCACGGCGAUGCACAAGGAGGGCCCAGAAGGCGCGAUUUCCGCGGACGAGUUUGAGUUCCUGCAGGUUCUUGGGGAGGAGAAUGCAGGGCGAAUCUUGCAGGAGCAGGCGCAGAGCCUCGUCCGGGAGGUGGAGGGGCUGUUUAAGACUCCCGCGUACAAGAAGCUGAACAAGCAGAGGCUGAUCCGGCAGCGGAUAAACUACAGCCUCGCAGAGAAGGCGAAAACUCUCCCGGAGAGGUACGAAGACCUCCCGUUUGUCAUCGCGAUCACUAAGGACUUCUGCUACAAGACAGGAGCUAAGAUAUACAAGCGCACCACCGAUAAAAAGAUCCCGAAGAUCAAGAGGCACACGUACCAGAAGAUGGUGGGAUUCUGCAGUGUGAAGGGCGAGUACGCAUUUUCCCCUGAGAAGAUCGAGGAGUUUAUUAAGUCGAUUCUGCAGUAG